UGGACAUGCGCAAUGCACUCACUGACCUUCCUUAUGCGGCCUCGUCCAGUAGCUAGACGAGGACCUUGAGUGUGUAUGACAUUGUUCUUUCAUUUGGAUUAAUCUGACAGAAACCGGACCAUGCCGGGUUCGGUGGAGGUUCCCACUUUUAAUGACUUGAAUGUUGAGGAGAUCAGUGUGUCAUCUGCGGUGCUGAAGGGAGCUGCCCACCACUAUGGCUCACAGUGUGACAAGGCCAACAAGGAGUUCAUGCUCUGUCGCUGGGAGGAGAAGGACCCUAGGAAGUGUCUGAACGAAGGGAGGAAAGUCAACGAGUGUGCACUUAACUUCUUCAGGCAGAUAAAGGGGAGCUGUGCUGAGUCCUUCACAGAGUACUGGACCUGCCUGGACUACUCCAACCUGGCAGAGCUGCGUCAGUGCCGCCAACAGCAGCAGGCCUUUGACAGUUGUGUGCAGGACAAGCUGGGCUGGGAGAGACCCAACCUGGGAGAACUGUCCAAGGUGACAAAGGUGGACACCUCUCGUCCCCUUCCUGAGAAUGCUUACCACUCGAGACCCCGGCCAGAGCCCAACCAUGUGAUCGAGGGCCAGCUGCAGCCAGCCAAGCACGGCAGCAGACUCUUCUUUUGGAGCUGGUAAAGGGUAAUCUUCCCAGCCUCCGCACCAAUCCUCACCUUAACCAUUAGUGAGGGGGGGGUGCAAAACUAGGGGCAACUUCACCCUACACCGGAAGGCAGUCCUCCAGAGCCUAUCCCAUCAUGCCUGCUGUCUUGUCCAGUACAGCCACCAUCACCAGACCUGGUUGGAUAGGAAGGGACGUCUGCGUGCACCAGCCAUCGUCACAUCUCCUCCUAUGUUGUAGAAAUGAUCAUGAAUGAACAAAAACUACUUGUGUUUAUUGUUGUGAAAUAAAUACUAAAUGUUGAA
Oncorhynchus tshawytscha (Chinook salmon) is the source of this 927-nucleotide messenger RNA. RefSeq names its product NADH:ubiquinone oxidoreductase subunit A8. Lineage: Eukaryota; Metazoa; Chordata; Actinopteri; Salmoniformes; Salmonidae. The transcript has 4 exons. Bases 121 to 639 code for a protein of 172 amino acids. The record is from RefSeq and is a predicted model, not a curated record. Gene Ontology annotation, biological process: mitochondrial electron transport, NADH to ubiquinone.